AUGACAACUAUGAUCAAGCUGCAUUAUGACGAGAAAAAUGACGAAGAAGAAAAUAUGAUCAUUCGGUGCGCCGACUACGAGACGUUCAAAUCCUAUGUACUAAAAAAAUUCGAUAAAGUAUACGAAAUUGUAAACUACGAAAAUGAAAACAUAAAUUAUUAUAGCGUCAAAUGGAUCAACUUCAUAAACAGGAGAGUACCAAUUUUGCUGCAAAAUAAAAGCGGACCAUGUCCUCUUCUCUGCAUUGCGAACAUUCUUCUCCUACGUAACCAGCUACAGAUUGACAAGAAAGUUAAAAAAAUAUCGCAGAGCUUUCUGGAAAAUAAAAUUAUGAACAUACUGUUAGAGUCCAAUAAGAAAAAUGUGACCGACAACACCGCGUCGUGUAAUUAUAGGAAAAACAUAAUCGAGUGUGUAGAUAUAUUACCCCAGUUAAAAUACGGACUAGACGUAAAUUGUAAAUUUACUAAUAUUCAUUCAUUUGAGUACACCAAGGGGUUGUGCAUUUUUGACAUGCUCAACAUCCCAUUAUAUCAUGGUUGGGUCAUCUCUUCGGAGGAUGUAAUGUUUUACUCCUACUUGAAAGAUUAUUCCUACAAUGUCAUAAUAAAUAAAAUUGUGAGAUAUAAUGAAUACUACGAGAGAAAGAAAAAAAAAAACGGAGACGAUACGUCCAAUGAGAAAACCGCCACUUUGUACCAGUUGGAGGACUUGGAGGAGGAAAAAAGGGAGGACUGCCAUUUGGGAAAACCCUACGAGAGGGGUGCACUCAUGGAUGGCCAGACAAAUAACCCAAGGGGAGCCUCCAACAGUAAUAAGAAAGGUGUCAUCCCCAACGAUGCCACCGUAGACUUAGCGAAGGGAACAAACAAAAGUACAGAAAAAAAUAAUAAAGAGAAAAACAUAAAAGGCGUACCCAUCUUUCCAGAUGACCUUGAUCAAUUAUCAAAAGGAAAAUCCAAAACGACAUUAUUUCAGGAUAGCUCCUCUGUGCAGGUUAGUACUGUAUCUCCCGUGGAGGUAGACACGACAAAAAAAAAGAGCACAUCUUUUGGCAAAAAAAACACAAGUGCAGAUGCAUCUAGCAGUAAGAGCAGAACUAACAGCAACUUGCUUAACUCGAAGCAGCCAUGCUCUGUAGAUUCGGAAAAAGGCGCAAAUAAGUACAGCCCCGAAACGGGGCAGAAGUCGGAUGGAUUUCUUAUGAAGGAGGGUAAAACGUUAAGUAAUGUGACCUCCUCUGCAAAAAAAAACAACCUCAAUAGGAACACCACUGCUGGCACUAAUGCAAAUAUCAGUACCAUUUCCAGUGUUGUUAGCCCUAUGAGCAGUAAUAACAGCAGCGUCGAUGUGAACGCGGUACCCACCCCCAAAUUUCCGGAGGACCCCUUGCUGAUCAACUCCACCAGUCUAAUUCCAGUUGAACAUUCCUCUGAGGGAAAUACCCAGGGUAAGUCGAAAAAAUCCAUCCAGGAGGAAAAAGAUAUUAGAAAUUAUGAACUGUUUAUGCAAUCCAACGAAAUAGCUAGCUUAACUAGCGAAACGGCGAAUGCAGACAUAGCAGAUAAUUACACAGAAAAUAGUGAAAAUUUUAUCAUGAAAAAUUACAACACAGAUAUAAAUUUAACUCCAUACGAAAUUCACGAAGCGGUAAUAAUUUCCCAAUUUCUGGAAACAUACAAAACUCAGUUGACAUUAGUUGGGUUGAAAUUAUUGCAAGAAAAUUUGAACCCAAAUCAACUUGUAGCCUUUUUCAGGAAUAACCAUUUUAACACCCUUUUUAAAUAUGAGAAUAAAUUGUUCCUGCUGGCUGCAGACAUUUCCUUUCUACAUUUGAGUUGUACAUGGGAAUUAUUUGACAACGUAGAUAAUGACACCUCUUACUAUGAUAACAAUUUUAGGUGCAUAUCGAAUCAGAAAAAUCUGGACAAAAAUUUAGACCAUUCCAUCAUUUAUUUGAAUUAUUAUGAUGGGAAUAGUGCCAAAAAUAACAUGCAUUGUGUCAGAUCCAAUGCGCCCUUUUCAAAUGGUAAAAAGAAGAAAAAAAAAAAGUGUACCUUUAUGUAG
This is a messenger RNA of Plasmodium coatneyi, 2067 nucleotides long. RefSeq lists its product as uncharacterized. Gene Ontology annotation, biological process: protein K48-linked deubiquitination. Gene Ontology annotation, cellular component: cytosol; cell periphery. Lineage: Eukaryota; Apicomplexa; Aconoidasida; Haemosporida; Plasmodiidae. Gene Ontology annotation, molecular function: K48-linked deubiquitinase activity; cysteine-type deubiquitinase activity; cysteine-type carboxypeptidase activity. The coding region runs from base 1 to 2067 and encodes 688 amino acids. The record is from RefSeq and is a predicted model, not a curated record. The transcript has a single exon.